CUGCCGCCAACAGCAUCACCGGUGAGCCAGGGUUCGACAUCGACGUACAGCAAGCAACACGACGCGAGCUUCAACUAGCUAGCUAGUUUCCGGCCACCAUAUACGAUCGACCAGGUGCCAUGUCGUCGCUGUCUUCGCCGCCGGCGAGCAGCACCGCGUCGCCGGAGACGGAGGGCGGUGGCAGGAAGUACAAGGGCGUGCGGCGGCGCAAGUGGGGCAAGUGGGUGUCGGAGAUCCGGCUGCCCAACAGCCGGGAGCGCAUCUGGCUGGGCUCCUACGACGCGCCCGAGAAGGCCGCGAGGGCCUUUGACGCCGCCUUCGUCUGCCUCCGCGGCCCCCACGCCGCCGGCGCUGACCUUAACUUCCCGGCCUCGCCGCCGCCGCCCUGCCGUCACAGCAUCGACCCGGAGGAGGUGCAGGCGGCCGCGCUGUCCCACGCCAACCGCAUCUCCGUCACGGCACGGGAGGCAGCCGCCGCGCUCUUGGACGACGACCACUGCUCGCCGGCGCCGGCCGCGCUGUCGAUGGACCAGUCCUUCACGCAGCACGGGCACGGUAUGGACAUUUUCGGCGGCGGCGAGAUGGUGGCACAGGACGGCAGCAUGGACUGGCGCACGGUCAUGGCGCACCAGCCGCCGAUCUUCUCGCCGACGGCCGGCUGGGGCAGCAAUGCCUACGACUUCCUGCAGGCGCCACCUCAGGUAGACGAUGACAUGCUGAUGGAGGAGAGUGACCAUGGCGCCAGCGCCUCUCUGUGGAGCUUUGACUCCAGAGACUCCUACUUCAGAUACUAGUCGACAUGCUGUCGCUGCUAUUCCAUCCGUGCAAAUUGCUUCAGGUGCAUUGCUACGAGUUUUAUAAGUGCAUUGCUAAGUUUUUAGGUUCGGAAAAAUAAGUGCAUUUGCUAAGUUUUGACACUAUUAGUUACAGUAUUUAGUUUGCAGCCGCUUUAUUCUUGUCUCAUUUGUAUCUCUCUCAAACGGAUCAGUAAAGCGUGAUGCUAAAAACUUGUAUGUAUGUGUCCUCAGAAAUACAAAUUUCUUUAGAAUUAUUUCAAGGGAUUUGCUAGUUCUCAGCUCAGAACUAAAUUAGUUCUCA
This is a messenger RNA of Lolium perenne, 1098 nucleotides long. RefSeq lists its product as uncharacterized. Gene Ontology annotation, molecular function: DNA-binding transcription factor activity; DNA binding. Gene Ontology annotation, biological process: regulation of DNA-templated transcription. NCBI's taxonomy places the organism in Eukaryota, Viridiplantae, Streptophyta, Magnoliopsida, Poales, Poaceae. The record is from RefSeq and is a predicted model, not a curated record.